UCCCCGUCACAAGGGAUUUAUGGCUGAUUUAAGAUGAAAUCGUCAAACCUGUUACGGUCAACCCUGUUACUUUAUUUGACACUUAAUAGGCACUUACUACAGUAUAUUUUUCAUUUAACCUCAAGAUGGGAAGAUCAUGGGAACGAUCAAGGCACUUUAGAGAUUUUGGGGGGGAUAUUGUCUGAGUUAGUUCUCUAUAAAGAAAUCCUGUUGUUUCAAACUUAAAGCAAGCACAGGAAUUAUCGUUUGAUGAGAGAACACCGUGUGCUGCAGAUCAACAUCAUUUCAAACAACAAAUAUUAGAGACAAAAGCUAACAACAAAUCACUCCUCUUUACUCUGCUCUCUAUGUAUAAACCUGAAUACAAAUGGAUAGCCAGGCUGCAUACACAGUGAAAGGAGUGGGAGGAAUGGACAGCUAUUUCAACACAUCCUCUGUACAGACCAUGAACUACACUGUGGGGAAUGGUUCCGAGUCGGCCUCUUGCGGCUUGAUGGAGGUCUCCGCCCACCCAUUCUUCACCGUAACCUACUCCCUGAUCUUCCUGGUGGGCCUGGUUCUCAACGGCUUCACGGUGCGGGUGUACUUCUGCCGAGCCCAGCGCCACCAAUCCAGCGUGACAGUAUAUCUGCAGAACCUGGCUGCGGCAGACUUCUUACUUAGCCUGUGUCUGCCGCUCCGCAUUGCCAACUACGCCACCUACAACUCGACCCUCAUGCGCCACGUCUACUGCAACUUUGGAGCCACGGCCUUCUACCUCAACAUGUACGCCAGCAUCCUCUUCAUGGACUACAUCGCAGCCAACAGGUACCUGAAGAUCGUCCGUCCUCUGGAGACCCACACCCUGCAAAGGGUGCGCGCCGCCCGCUACAUCUCCAUGGCAACCUGGGUCACCCUUCUGGCCUCGUCAUCUGCGUACCUGACCGUAUCCCUCCUCACCACUUGGGGUGCAGAUCUCAUCCCCGGGACCAUAGGCUGCGACGCCCUCCACAGCACCCAGCUUCAACUGCUCUACAAGAUCAUCCACAGUUUCUCGGCGGCCAUCUUCCUCUUUGUUCUGUUUUCCCUCCUCUUCUUUUACUGGGGCACCAUCCUCAGGCUGCGGCAAGCACAGCUGAACCAGCAGAAACAUCUUUCCUGUGGAUCCGGAAGCAACCUCAGCCGCUCCAAGAGAAACAUGCUAGUUCUGGUCACUGUGUUCUGUGUGUGCUUCGUGCCGUACCACCUGGUGCGCCUGCCCUACGCCUUCCUCCGGCCCUUCUUGCACAACUGUUACUGGCAUCAGGCCUUCUACUACAUGAAGGAGCUGACCGUGCUCCUGUCAGUCCUCAAUGCCUGCCUGGACCCACUCAUCUACUUCAUCUUCUGUAAGUCCUUCAGGGCCCAGCUGGGCAUACAGAGGCGUUUUAGUACGUCAAUGGAACAGCCAGACAGUACAGCCCCACCGCCAGGAGCUAGGAGAAUUAGCCAGGGGAACCUGACCACCCUGCCACGCACCCAGACAAGGACGUCGUUAAGUAUGUUGAGACGGGCCAGUGUCAUUUAGGACACACCGCACUGCCCUCCUCUGGUACAUGUUCUAUCUACUGUAUCUUGGUCCCGUGUGGCUCAGUUGGUAGAGCAUGGCGCUUGCAACGCCAGGGUUGUGGGUUCAAUUCCCACGGGGGGACCAGGGUUCAAUUCCCACGGGGGGAGCGGGAUGAAUAUGUAUGAACUUUCCAAUUUGUAAGUCGCUCUGGAUAAGAGUGUCUGCUAAAUGACUAAAAUGUAAAAAAUGUAAAAUGUCUGUAUAUAUUUUUAAAGCAGCUCUUCUGCACACCUAGAAAUUAUUAGAACUUUGUAUUUGGGGAAAAAAGAUGAACUGCCUAGAAUGUCAAUACUUCUUUUGGAGGCUACAAUUUGCUAAUUUGAUGUCUCUCCUCAAUACAGAAUGUGAAAUGGGUUACCUAUGGGCACCCUUUGGUCUAGAUAGAACAUACAUUUGCCUAUUUGCCUUGUACAGCUAUUUUGCCCUGCUGAGAGCCUAGACCUCAGACUUACAUUUUCGUUUAAUGAUAAACUCAGACGACAGCUUGACCUGACUGACUAUAUGUGACCUGGGGUUUACCUUAGUGAUUUAGACAGAGAAAUAUGCUGUUUGGCCUUGUUUCUGUCCCCAAACUCUCUAUUUAACCUACCUACACACACUCUCUUAAUAAAUGUCUAGUAUUGUUGUUGACAAAAGUACAGUAUUAAAUCAUUGUGCGUUCAAUCAAUCAAAUCAUGGUAACAUGUACAGCCAGAUAAAACACAAGAAUUAGUGUAUGUGCACUUUGUCUCGUAUGUAUUUGUAGCAAGCUCCAAUAAAUGAUACACAUUAGAAAUGAGUACCUGUCCUAAUUUCCAUGUGUGAUCAAAAGCACAGAUUAGGGAACAGAAAAUGCACUUCCUUAUUGAGCACAUCUUAUUUCUGUACAUCAGUUCCUGUA
Salvelinus fontinalis (brook trout) is the source of this 2468-nucleotide messenger RNA. RefSeq names its product P2Y purinoceptor 14 (gene gpr206). The record is from RefSeq and is a predicted model, not a curated record. Lineage: Eukaryota; Metazoa; Chordata; Actinopteri; Salmoniformes; Salmonidae. Gene Ontology annotation, molecular function: G protein-coupled purinergic nucleotide receptor activity. The coding region runs from base 368 to 1546 and encodes 392 amino acids. Gene Ontology annotation, cellular component: membrane. Gene Ontology annotation, biological process: G protein-coupled receptor signaling pathway. The transcript is spliced from 2 exons.